Molecule: messenger RNA, 1164 nt
Organism: Fusarium tjaetaba
Lineage: Eukaryota; Fungi; Ascomycota; Sordariomycetes; Hypocreales; Nectriaceae
Exons: 2
Coding region: 1-1164 (387 amino acids)
Biological process (GO): metal ion transport; transmembrane transport
Cellular component (GO): membrane
Molecular function (GO): metal ion transmembrane transporter activity
Source: RefSeq, a predicted model, not a curated record
AUGAUAGAAGAAGGCUACCAUGGCUCCGUGGACACUUUUCCUCUUGCCACGGGGUUGAUGCAGCUCUCUGCCCAAUGGGAACAAGCCAACUCGAACGCAAGGCAUCACGUCACCAUAUAUGAGACUACAGUCCCCGUGAAGGUCAGGAGAUACAUCAAUGUUCGCGAAGACGACCAGGGCAAGCGCGUGGUAAUCGAGUGUAACACUUAUGCUCGAAAGGUCUUUAGCCACAAUCUGCCAGAUUUCCACUCCGCAAAGCAUAUCAUGGCAGAAUUAAAGCUAUUAGAUACAUCUUACAUCUCCGUUCGAUCCAAAGAUAACUGGAAGAAACUCAUUCUUCUACAGUUCCAUCACGCAUGCCUGAGACUGUUUUUCGAAUUUCUUACAGCUUUGGAAUCAUACGAGAAAGAACGUACGAAAGACGCAGACACGGAUUCCGGUUCAGCAGAGCUCUGGCAAUGGAAUCUCAAGUCCAUUACCAAGCGAUCCAACGAGUAUCGAGAUCUUGCAGAAAUGGCCCGCAAGCUAAUCAGUACUACUGAAUCCCUGAUCGACGUAGUGAGAUCGUCGUCUCCUGUUGUCGACUCGACAUCUCAUGCGAAUAAGUUCAUGGCCAUUGACACGGAACUGCGAGGACUCUGCCGAGAGGCGAGCGAAAUGAUCCAGAACUUCUCAGAUCAACUAGAUCACGAACUCAAGUACCUCGAACUAGCCCGGGACAUCAAUCAGACAAAGAGCGUUCAGCAACUCACACUCCUGGCCACAAUAUUCCUGCCCUUGUCUCUUGCCGCUGGAGUUCUCAGUAUGCAAACAAGAUUCAAAGAUCUCGGUACACUGCUGUACGAUUUCUUCGGCGUGGUGGUACUACUUGCGGCUAUUGUUCUAAUUCUCAUAAUCCUGCUGAAUCUCAUGGCUUUUGUGAAUGAGGUAGACAGCAAACUUAGUGUUAGAAGUUCCAUGUACAGAGUAGUCUUUAGAGGAAAGCUGCUGUUUAUGAUCAACAUCGGAUUCUUUGUAUUUGGGUGUCUAGUGUUAUCAUCCUUCUUGGUUGGAAUGUUCAAAGAUGUUUUGUUCGGUGCCAAGAUACUAGGAUAUGGUGUUGCAGCGAUAUGUGGUGUAUGGAUGUUUCUGGCAGCUAUUUGGGCCUUUCUGUUCAUGACAUGA